Molecule: messenger RNA, 4736 nt
Organism: Arachis stenosperma
Lineage: Eukaryota; Viridiplantae; Streptophyta; Magnoliopsida; Fabales; Fabaceae
Exons: 6
Coding region: 212-3883 (1223 amino acids)
Biological process (GO): nuclear-transcribed mRNA catabolic process, nonsense-mediated decay
Source: RefSeq, a predicted model, not a curated record
GAAUCGUUGAGACCGUACACGAACUAAUAAGAAGUCCACGUUACAAAAGGGGUAGAAAGAAAAGUAGUGAACAGUGAUUAGCGAACUGGAACAUAUCAAUCAAGCUCCCCAAAACAAUUAUAAAUCAAAACAAAAUAAUUAGGGGGAUGAAGAUGAAGAUGUUAAAGGAAGAAGGGCAUUGCCGAAGCUCCCAAUCUUGAAGAACCACGCUAUGGAAGCGCGAAAACGGAACCCUUCUCCCUCUCCAGUUCGUGUUCUCAUCCGCCCUCCUCAUUCCCCUUCACCGCCGCCGCUGCCGCCGCUGCCUCCGCCUUCCUCCUCCGACCACCAACCUCCAGCUCCCCCUCGCUCCGACGGAGUCGUCGUCGUCGGCGUCAUCGCCCGCCGCCACGAUGACUCCGCCCAACUCCUCAACCGCCUCGUCGACUCUAACGUCUUCGGCUCCGGCAGCCUCGACGAGCCGCUGCUCCUCCACGAUGACGACGCCAGGGAAUGGUUUAAAAGCAGGAGAAUCAGUUAUUUCCGCGACCGCGAUAACGGGAUUCUGUUCCUGCAGUUCUGCUCCACGCGCUGUCCCGUGAUUCAUGGAUUCGAAGACCCCGCGCCGGGAUUUGAUUCUGUUGCGGAGGAGCACGAGUUCGGCGAGCUCCAGGGAACGCUUUUCAUGUUCUCUGUUUGCCAUGUUAUCGUAUAUAUUCAGGAGGGGUCACAUUUUAACACUAAGAUUUUGAGGAAUUUUCGUGUACUACAAGCAGCCAAGCAUGCUAUGGUUCCGUUCGUAAGAUCCCAAGCUACACUAUCGCAGGCUACUACGCCGCCAUUACCGUCCCGCUCACAUUCGAUGUCAUCCCCUUUGCAACCUUCCACGUCGGGAAACAGUUCUUCUUCUCCAGGUAGAGGUGGUGGUAACUUGAGUCGCAAUGCUUCGGCCAUAUCUCUCAUGUCAGGAUUAGGUUCUUAUCCUUCUUUGUUUCCAGGACAGUGCAUACCUGUCAUACUGUUUGUAUUUGUGGAUGAUUUCUCUAGUUUAUCCAAUUCAAGCACAAAUGGGGAGGACCCUUCUGAUGCCUCUUCUCUUGGUCAGUCUUCAAGUUUGAAUACAGUGGCCAAAACAAACUUGCCUGCAAAAGGUUCUGGUUCAGUAGUUGUGCUGGCACGCCCCGCAAGUCGAUCUGAAGGGGGAUUUAGGAAGAAACUACAGUCUUCACUUGAAGCACAAAUUCGUUUUCUGAUUAAGAAAUGCCGUACCUUGUCAGGUUCUGAAAUAAAUCAUUCUGGUGUGAGAGGGGCUACCCCAGUCUCUGCACCUUUGUUCUCACUUGAUGCAUCGAGAGCAGUUAUAUUGUUAGAUCAGUUUUCUAAUAAAAAAGGUGAAUCUCUUGACUUUGCCAGUGGACUUGUUGAAGAUGUGUUAAAUGGGAAAGCAACAUCCGAUUCCCUCCUGUUGGAAACCCAUGGGCAAAGUUCAAGCAAAGAAGAUUUAAUAUCUCUUAAAGAGUUCAUUUACAGGCAAGCUGAUAUUUUGAGAGGGAGAGGGGGACCAGUCAAUACCAACAGUGGCUCAGCUGCAGGUGUUGGUAUGGUUGCAGUCGCUGCUGCUGCAGCUGCUGCCUCAGCUGCAUCAGGGAAAACAUACACUACUCCGGAUCUUCCAAAUUUUGAAGUUUGGUUAACUUCUAGUAAUCAUAUUUUGAGCAGAGUUCUCUGUGCAAAAGGGGGUUGCUUGGAUGAAUUGGAAAUGAUUAAAAGAAAACCCCGGCCAAGGAACACUGCCUUACCAGUGGCAGAAGGAUCUUUGAAGGGCACAAAUACUUUUGAUGUUGCAGUAUCUUGGUUGCAAAGUGGUAGAGGGCUGAACACUAAAUUUUCGACUUCAUGGUGCCAAAAAGCCAUUCCAACUGCAAAGGAGAUUUAUUUAAAGGACUUACCUCCUUGUUAUCCUACUUCACAGCAUGAAGCCCAUUUAGAGAAGGCUUUACAUGCGUUCCACGCAAUGGUCAAAGGACCUGCAGUGCAACACUUUGCAAAAAAUUUGGAAGAGGAGUGCACUUCCAUUUGGAAAUCCGGAAGGCAAUUGUGUGAUGCUGUUAGUUUGACAGGCAAACCAUGCAUGCAUCAAAGACAUGAUGUUGAGAUUGGUAAUUUAGAUUCAGGAGAUUCACACAAGCCACAUUCCAGUGGCUAUUUUUUCCUUCAUGCGUGUGCUUGUGGACGUUCUCGACAGUUACGUCCUGAUCCCUUUGAUUUUGAAUCAGCUGAUGCUAUUUGCUUUUCUGACUGUGAUGAGCUACUUCCUGCAGUCAAACUACCAGAAGUAAAAUCUGUGGGACCUAUUCAAUCUUCUUCUUGGAGUUUGCUUCGUAUUGGGGGUGCAAGAUACUAUGAACCUUCUAAAGGCUUAAUUCAGAGUGGGUUUUGUGCCGCUCAAAAGUUUCUUUUGAAGUGGACAGUAUACCUAGAGAAACAGAAAAGACCAAAUGGGUUGACAGAGAGCACAGGAAAGCAAGAUUCUGUAAUUCCGCCACCCAAGGUUGAACAUAUUGCAGAUGCAAAGAAAACUGGAGUCAGACAACCCUAUCCAGCUGUCCUGAAUGGAGCAGAAGAUCAUAAAACAUCGUUAGAAAUUAUAAAGCCUGAUGAUAAAAAGAUAAGUUUUGGUAGAGGAAUUCCUAUGCCCAAAAUGAGAAAACCUUUUUCUGAGGUUGUUGCUGGAUCAGUGGCUGCUGAUUCAGGAUUCCCUCCUCUCCAGCAAAAGAAAUUGCCUAUAUCAGGUUCAGAGAAGGGUACAAAGCAAAGUAAUCCCAGUAAUCAGAUCGCAGAACGAGUUAAUACAGCCUCUGAUCAUCAGUUAUCUCAAAAAUCUCAAGAUAUAUCAUUUACUCAGGGACCUGUCGAUAGUAAUGGCAAUAAUAGCAACAGAGGUAGUGAUCCAUUCUUAAAGAUAGGUAGCAACGUGGUGCCUGUACACAUCAACGGUGGUGAGAGGAGCCAAUCACAUUCUUAUGCAAAGAAUGUGAUGGUGUAUGUUGGCUUUGAGCAUGAGUGCCCCCGUGGCCAUCGUUUCCUGUUAAAUGCAGACCAUCUAACCGAACUUGGAUCUUUAUAUUCUUUCUCCGAAGAAUCUCGCAGAUCUUCUUCUAUGGACCCUACUGGCAGAAAUCAGGCUUAUCAUGCUAAAGUCAGCAAGAAUGCUUCCUGGGGCAAAGUGCAUCGACGCUCAAAUGAAAUUCAUGGUGCUUUCAUAAAUAAGGAAAGAGAUGUGGUCAAAUCAAGUGAAAUGAUUGCUAACGGUGAUUUGACUUCAGAUGGACUAAUAUAUACUUCCAUUCCACCAAAUGAACACAAUUUGGCAUCUGUUGCUGAGUUGGCAAAGGCCCCAAAUCAUGCAAAAGAAUUUGGGAGGGAUCUUCAAGCUAUUAAUAUGGAUGGUGAUGAUCUUGCAUUCUCGAUGUUGAACCGCAACUUGCCUAUCUACAUGAUCUGUCCGCACUGCAGGAAUUCUAGGAAUAAGAAAGAUACACCAAAGGUUAAGUUUGCCAGUGGUAUCUCACAGCUUAAGAGAAUAUUCAUGGUUACACCUCCAUUUCCUGUGAUCCUAGCAACAUGCCCUAACAUACAAUUCGAGACAUCGUGCCUACCUAUGUCAGUUCCAGAUCGUGAACGGAAAUUGCAGUUCAACCUUGGAUGUCAAGUGAUCUUACCACCAGAGAGUUUCCUUACCCUUAAAUUACCAUUUGUGUAUGGUGUGCAGCUUGAUAAUGGAAACAAGCAUCCUCUUAACCCCUUUGAAAUACAACCAGAAAUGACUGCCUGGAUUACCAAGGGUACAGUACUGCAGAUCUUGUCCAAGGGGAUCAAUGAUGAGGGCUAUCAAACACAGUAAAAGCUUGUUAAAAUCUUUGGGUGAAAUUGCUAGAGUGAAAAGGGAACGAUGUCCAUAGCUUCUCCAAAACUCAGGACAAGAGACUUUGUGGAUGAUGAGUGUGGUCCAGGUGGAUGAAACUUGUUAGCUGCACACAUAGUAUGUACAUCAUUAUUCAGGCUCUCUCAUCUAGGUGCUGCGAAUUGGACCUACAGAAUGCUUAUAUCCCUGUGGGUGGCUUUCUAGCUUGUUCAUCCAUUCUUAUAUAAUCUCACGUGGAUUAAUGCAAAUGAACAGCGCAAAUAUUGGUGUCUCCGCAAAAUGAGUACUCAAUCAUUGGGGGUGUCUGUAUAAGCAUCAAUAAGCAGGGAAUCAGAACAGUCCAUCGAAUGGUUGAUUGCAGGAGAUACCCUCAAAUUUGUACUUGAUGCAACGGUUGAUGGCAUCAUCAACAAAGAUCUUGUACUUCAAGUCUUCAACAUGAAGCAUUGCAACUAAUGAUCAGAGACCUCGAUCCUUGUUCAUUUCAUUAAUGAAGCUGGAGAAUGGAGAUCAACAAUACAAGACAGAGCGCAUUGCUGUUUGUUGAUUUUCAUGGUGAUUAAGGCGUUGAAGUUGGCCAUUUACUGCCAUAAUUAUAUUCAUGUGUCUCCUUACUGGUUUAGGUUUAGUUUAAGGUUGUGAAAAUCAGGAUGCCACAAAUAUAGUUUGACUGGAGCAUGUGGUGCCCUUCGUGAAAGCUUUACAGUUUACACAUAAUGUAUUGCAAAUUUUUUUUUUCGGUGACUUAAUGUAUUGCAAUUUAGAUAACGUUGAAACACCGUUGGUUUAUGCUCUGCAUUCUCAAAAAAAAAAAAAAAAAAAAAAAAAGAAA